This is a messenger RNA of Impatiens glandulifera, 2272 nucleotides long. RefSeq lists its product as uncharacterized. The transcript is spliced from 5 exons. The record is from RefSeq and is a predicted model, not a curated record. Gene Ontology annotation, biological process: regulation of monopolar cell growth. NCBI's taxonomy places the organism in Eukaryota, Viridiplantae, Streptophyta, Magnoliopsida, Ericales, Balsaminaceae. The coding region runs from base 86 to 2272 and encodes 728 amino acids.
GUACUACUCUUGAGUGAGAAGAGCGAGCCAUUGAUUUCGAUUUCUUCUUCCUCCUAGCUAUUUCCUCCUGUAUCUCUGCCGGAAAAUGACGAGUGCAAUGUUACGCGAUCGCAAAUUGGAGAAGCAAAUGGGAUGCAUGACCGUCUUCUUCCAAAUGUUCGAAAAGAAUCAUAUCAUGGGCGCCAACCGAAGAUUCAAUUCCACCAAAGGACUCAUUUCUCCUCCUUCGUUAGUUGUUACAACUCCCGAUUCGGUUACAACCGUCACUCCACCGGCACCGGCGGCGGUUACUGAAAAUGAAGAAGUGGUGGUUACGAGAACCGCCGCCACUCCGAUUCCCGUUCCGGCAGGGCUACCGUUACCGGUUCCAUUUCCAUUUCCACCUAGGCUUUCACUUGAUAGCAGAGCAACUAUGGAUUCUAGAGGAAGCCUUCAGCCAAAGGAUAUCCGAACUAAGUUGGCGAUUCUCUCACGAAAUGGAACUGUUGCUGAUACCGAUGAUGACAAUCAAAGCCGGUCUCCCAGCGUCAUUGCUAGGCUCAUGGGGAUCGAACUGUUGCCUUCAUGUCCGGAUGCUACGAACAAGUCUGAACUUCGUAGAUCUGCUUCGGAAUCUCGACUUACUAGAGAUCUGUCGCAAAAUCAAUUCGUGGAUGCUAAUCAUUCCGGAAAGCAGCGAAUUAAUCAUCAAUCGCCAACACUGUCUCCGAAACAACUGACUACUGCUCCGCCGGAAAAUGUAGCGAAUGCGAAUUCGCAAUCACUGAUGAAGAGUGAAAUCGCCGGCGGAUCUCAAUUACCGCGUAGGAGCAUCUUUGAUUCCGACGAGUCUUUCCCUUCCUAUGGUGAGAUGGAGAAACGGAUGAAGAUGAAAGGUGUUGCUGAUCCAUCGAAAGAACUAGACUCAUUGAAACAAUUCAUUGAAGAUCGUCGGCUCAAAGGACUUCUUCACGUCAAUACUGCAAUCAAACAGAAGAACGACUUCGUCUAUGAACAGAGUCUCCGGUCGGCUAAAUCUCACACUAGCCUAAUGCAGUCAAAGUUUAUCCGUCCGCAUGUAGAGCCGUUCCCAUCAUUGAUAUUAUGUCAUAGCAGUUUGUCGGAUAAUCAACCAAGGCGGAUAAGGAAUGGUAGUAGUUCCAGUUCCAGUUCAUCAUAUACUCGUAAGGAAGGUCCCCCAAAAGCUCCAAAUCCAAUCAGGGGUAAAAGACAAUCUGCCAUUGCCAUAACAAAGAAGAAGAGUAACAAUGAACAGGGGAGAAGGGUCUCCUCCCCUUCUCAGUCCCCAGUUCAGAGUCCCAGGAACAAGAUCCCAGCCGACCUUUCACCGAGGAACCGACGCCAGAUCACUGCAGAGGUGAAACCCAUCACGCCAAUACCUCCUCCUCAAACUGAUUCAGAGAAGAAGAAACCCAAAACGGAGGAAAGCGGAGGAGGAGGGAAGAACUUGUUGGAGAGGUGCGACAAGCUGCUUAAUAGCAUAGCGGAAAUGACAGCCGCGGCCGAUACACAACCGAGUCCGGUCUCUGUUCUACAGUAUAAGGAAGAAUCAGCCUCCCCUUCCCCUUCCCUUUCCCCUCCUUCCCCGGUUCUUCCCCGGUGCAUUGACUUCAAAGGAGAAAAAGGACUGCUGGAAUAUGACGUCGAUGAAUACUACUUCAAGCACUCUAUCACCACCACCACCCCGGCCAUCAUCUCUUCCGAGCCUGAAUUCAUCUACCUUGCCGACAUCUUCAAAGCCAUAACCAAUCUUCCUGAAUAUAUCGACCCGUUCUUAACAGUUGAAGAGCAGUACCUGCUAAAAGAGAAAGAAGGGUCUACUAGUACUACAAUUUCAAAGCCAGAGAGAAAGGCGAUGUUUGAUAUGGUCAUGGAAAUCUUUAAACAGAAGCGUCGUCCAUUGCCGCCUUGGACAAAGGCGGCAAUGGAGGCGGACGCUUCUUCGUUGCCGACGCUGGAGCAGAUAUGGGCUGAGUUUGAGAAUAUCCGGCGGAAGCCAGAAGAUGAUGAUGUUAAGAUAGAGAAGUUGCUGAUGAAGAUGAAUCAGAAGGAGAAGGAGAAGACGAAAGAGGACGAAAUAACUGCGGAAGAGAUAGUGAGGAAGGAUUUUGAAAAGGGGGGGAAGGAGAUUAGUGGAUGGGGGGGUGAAGAGCCAACUCAGGAAAUAGCGGAUAUAGUGCUGGAUAUAGAGAGGCAGAUAUUUAAGGAUCUUAUUACCGAAACUAUUCAUGAGUUAUCUUUCGCCUCUCUUAGCAAGAAGCUCGAUUUCUAG